Aspergillus neoniger CBS 115656 is the source of this 417-nucleotide messenger RNA. RefSeq lists its product as uncharacterized. The record is from RefSeq and is a predicted model, not a curated record. The coding region runs from base 1 to 417 and encodes 138 amino acids. NCBI's taxonomy places the organism in Eukaryota, Fungi, Ascomycota, Eurotiomycetes, Eurotiales, Aspergillaceae. The transcript has 3 exons.
AUGUCCCCAAUCCCCAGCUACUCCCGCCCCGGCCGCGGCCAACACUUCCAAGAAGCCUACGGCUUCGCCGAAGCCUGCAUAGCCGGAGACCGAAUGGAAAUAGCCGGCCAGAAAGUCGCCCAAGCAUUCACCAACAUCAACGAAGUCAUCCUCUACACACUAGAAAAAGCCAAGCCCGAUCUACGCGCUAGCGUGAAAUCCGGCUGGGACCGCGUCGUGAAGAUCCGCACGUACCAUGUCCAGUUGCCCCAGACCCGAGAGAAGAUUAUCAACCUGAUGGUGGAGAAUGUUAAGAAGUGGUGUCCCGAUCAUCAGCCUACUUGGACUAUGUUGGGGAUUGAGGCGUUGCCAUUUGAAGGGCAGAAUUUGGAGAUUGAGGUGGCUGUUUUUUUUGGGGCCAUGUAUUUUACCUUGUGA